Molecule: messenger RNA, 3368 nt
Organism: Oncorhynchus mykiss (rainbow trout)
Lineage: Eukaryota; Metazoa; Chordata; Actinopteri; Salmoniformes; Salmonidae
Biological process (GO): regulation of transcription by RNA polymerase II
Cellular component (GO): nucleus
Molecular function (GO): RNA polymerase II cis-regulatory region sequence-specific DNA binding; DNA-binding transcription activator activity, RNA polymerase II-specific
Source: RefSeq, a predicted model, not a curated record
CAAAAGUACACAAACAACUUGGCUUCACUUUGGAACACAUGGCUACGGUGCUGCACGGAAAUGAAAACAACGUUUUGGUAUCCAAGUAUUUAUCUUUAAAAAAUAAAAUAAAUGACUUCCAUUAAACUUGUUGGAAACUGAUAUGUUGCCAAUAUUCAGAUUUGUUUGACCAAAAAAGGUGCCUUGGUUGAAGAUGGAUGCAGUUCCCUGCAGUUGGAACACUACAAGAGUUCAGGAGUCGUUUGCUCGGUCUAAGCCUGCCUCAGACACUCUAACAAAGCUGGCAAAACUUGUUGCACAAAAGCAAGAUAGUCAAAGCCAAAACCAACUACUGCCUGAUGUGUGCCCGUGUGUGUGCGCACAGUGCAGCCAGGGAUUCUCUGACAUGGCUGAGUUAUUGCACCACCAGCAGGGAGAGCAUGCCUUACGUAAGUGUCAUUGCUGCCUUUCCUGUGGCAAAGAGUUUUCUCUCCUAUCCUCUUUGCAGUUGCACAAGUGCAUUCGUGAUGCUGCUCCUUGUCAGGUCUGUUGUGGUAAAACCCAGCUAGGUGCUCCAUGCAGUGCGUGCAAGGCUUCAACCUCAGACUCUCAGAGUGUCCGGGAUAAGUCCCUUUAUCACCAGUCCCACCAUCAUGAUAGCAGGUCAUAUGCCUGUGCUCCGUGUGGUAAAAGCUUUAGCCAAAAGCAAUCUCUGCUUCGCCAUCAGCAGGCUGGCUGUAGUAAAUCUGCCACGCGAACUGCAAAAGUUGUCAGCCCUCCUGCGGACUCUCCCUCGCCUGAAUCUGCCAUCUUGGACUCCUCUCCCCCUGACUCUCCCCCAACUGAUGCCACUAGUGCCCCAGAUCCUGACAGGCCAAGUCAAUGCCCACUUUGCGCCAAGAGGUUUCGCUCAGGGGCUGGCCUUGCAUGCCAUCAGCGAUCCACCCAUCGGAAGGAGUGGAUCAUCUCCAAGUGUCCUCUACUAAAAGGAGGAUGCACAAAUGGGGUUCAUAGAUUAUCGAAGCAGAUGGCUGGGCCACCCCAACCAAAAAGAAGAGGCAGAAAGAGCCAGCUCCUCUCCUGUCGUUCCUGUGACAGGGUCUUCCUAAGCACUGCCAAGCUGUACUUGCACAGACAAGAGUCCCACAGCAGAGAGAAGGAUAUCAGAAGAGAUCCAAGGCCACUGAUUAGCAAGCGGAGGAAAAGAGAGACUUACUCAUGUGACGUUUGUGGUAAAGUGUUCUUGCACCAUUUGUCACUUAAAGCACACGUCAAGAAUCAUAGUCGAGAACCACCAAGCCAUGUUCAGCAGGUUGGGAAAGCAGCCAAGGAGACCAAGUUAGCUGAGAAGACGCCAAAAAAGCCUAAAGGCAACAUAUCACGGAAGGUGGGAGGAACAUUGGUCAAGGCUAGCAGAGGGAGACCAAAGAAAAUUCCAGAAGAAGAGGGAGAGUUUCCUUGCCCGUCUUGUGCUGAGGUGUUUUCUUUGCAGUCUGCUCUGAAGGAGCAUGAGGAGCUGCAUCAGCCUACAGGGAUUAUGAGACACUGCAGCGUGUGCAGCCAGGGCAUAGGUAUCUCUAAGAAGCCUGGGGCCAAGCUUCGGAGGGCCUACCAUUGUGUUCCCUGCUUGAAGGCUUUUGUAACACUGGACACUUUCUUACAACAUUGCCAAGAUCACCUCGUUGACAGUGGCGAUGAGGAAGGGAGCAAUUUAUGACCCUGACAGCAAAAUGUGAGAUGAUGUUACUCUUCCUUUUUUGUUUUUUUAACAAGCUGUACUGAGUUCCCCAAGAGAAUAUUAUGUGUUCAUGUACAUUUAAAAAUAUGUUUAGACCACUCACCAGAAUAGCUGUUUGAAUGUAAUUCAUAUCAACACGCGAUUCAAGUUGCAACAAAACAUUUUUUUUUUUUGUGUGUGUGCGCUGUCUUGAUACCAUUAAUUUUGUGACUGACCAACAGUGGUACGCUGUGAAAGCAGUACAGAAACAGUCUUACUAGGCCUAAAUCCUCUUGAUCCUAAAUCCUCUUCAUUUAGACCUUUUAUAUUCCUUUACAAAUGUUGGAUCGGAUCCAACCAUCCAUUUGUCAAUAUGGUUUAAAUUUAAAUGAAUAUACGCAAUAACUCAUUUAGUUUUGUUGCUGCAGCAGUUUUUAAAAAUCUCUGGUUAACAAUACCUUACUGUGUUAUUUGAUUUCAAUUCAAAUGGUCAAAAUGGAACCAAAAUAGCUUCUUAGCAAAGAGCAAUUUCUCAAGCAAGAAUUUAGCUAGGACUGUCUGGGAGUGGUCUGAGUGAGGAGGGGAAAACUGAAAGCUGUUAUUGGGAUUGAGGUUUGGAACUCUUUCUUAUUGGCUAUUAAUUAAUUUACCCCACACAAAUUUACUCCAUGACACCAAAAACAGACAUUUCAGGCGGUCUUUCCAAACAGCUCUUACACUAAAAGGGCAUUAUCAUAAUUUUCAGAAUUUCACAGUAUUAUUCCAACCUCACAGUGUGGAAAGAUUAUAACAAACACUAUGAACUCCUUCCUGAUAUUGAGAUGCCCCCCCUCUCCUUUUGCCCUCAGAACAGUCUCAAUUCGUCAGGCCAUGGACUCUACAAGGUGUUGAAAGUGUUCCACAGGGAUGCUGGCCCAUGUUGACUCCAAUGCUUCCCACAGUUGUGUCAAGUUGGCUGAAUAUCCUUUUGGGUGGUGGACCAUUCUUGAUACACAUGGGGAAACUGUUGAGCGUGAAAAACCCUGCAGCGUUACAGUUCUUGACACAAACCGUCUUGUACCUACUACCAUUUUGUGACAAAACUAUUGGUAAGAGUUGAAAAUGCGGUGGAAAAACAUUGAACUUUUAGAUUUUUUUUUAUUUGGUACAGGAAACAUUUUUUUACAUUUUUUUUUAAAACUCUUGAUGACAUUGGACUUGUGUGACACUGAUUUAGCAUUAAUUUACUAAUUAUUUAUCUCUGUCCGUCUGUCUGUGUGAGAUGCAUACUCGUGGAGCCAGUUAAGACAAUGUGAUGUAAUAUAACAUGGAUAUUAUGCAAAACAAGCAGUGAUUGCAACCUUGCUGCUACUUGUUGGUUAGAAAUGAGUUUACCAGGUUAUCCAUUUAUUUUCUGCAGUUUAGUAAACCCAAAAACAGAAGAAAAUAAGACUUAAAGGGAGACCUUGAGCUUCAACACUCUCUUAGUUGUUGUGGAAAUAGACCCACUAUAUGCUGUUUUACUUUCUGCGUCUACGUCAUAUCGCUGAGUCUACCUUUUUUAAAAGAAAGUCAUGUUUCAUUUGGGGGGGAAAAAAAGGUUUUUAAGUUUCUACUUCUGGAAAGUGCCUUUUGUGUCCCGAGUUAGCAACCUUGUCUUAGAAAAUACCUCAUUAAAAGUAUUCUCCCAUGA